AUGGAACCUCCCGAGCAUCGUCAUUGGGUAUAUAAUAGAGUGGAUGAAAGAGGUAAGCAUACUGAUGAGUUCCUUUAUGGGGUGGAGGAAUUUAUUAGGUUUGCUGGCAAAGGGGAUGAAGGAAGAAAAAUAAGAUGUCCAUGUGUAUCAUGUAGAAAUUUGAAGCAACACAUACCAUAUGAUGUUAGAAAGCAUUUAUAUAGGAAAGGAUUUACAAAAGAUUACUAUUAUUGGCAUUGCCAUGGAGAAGAACGUCCCCAAGUAGCUCCAAUUAAUGUCAACAUUCGCAUGACCUCCAAUCCGUAUGAGCAAAUGGUUAUGGAUGCAGCUGGGCCAUCAUUUAAUGAACAUUCUGUUUUUGAGGAGGAUCCUAAUCCCAAUUCUGCAAAGUUUUAUGACAUACUUCAUGCUUCACAGUCUUCAUUGUGGGAUGGAUGUGAGAAUCAUACUGUAUUGUCAGUAGCUGUCAGGUUAUUGAGUAUUAAGUCUGAUUAUAAUGUCCCAAGUGCAUGUGUUGAUGAAAUCAUCACACUAAUAAAUGAGAUAUUGCCUGCUAAUCAUCGCAUGCCUACAAACUUGUAUCAAACCAAGAAAUUGAUUGGACAACUUGGUUGUGGUUAUCAAAAGAUUGAUUGUUGUGUAAAAGGAUGUAUGUUGUACUAUGGUGAUGCAAUUAAGGAUAAAUCAUGUCGAUUUUGUAAGGAACCAAGGUUUAAGGAAGAAAGAGUGAGAAAAGGGAGGAUAAAUAAGGAGAUCCCAGCUAAACAAAUGUGGUAUUUACCACUUGUUCCAAGACUACAAAGGUUAUUUUCAUCUAAUGCCACUGCUAAGUAUAUGAGUUGGCACAUUGACAAAUAUCAUGAAGAAGGUGUGUUGUCCCACCCAUCAGAUGGGAGUUCAUGGAAGCAUUUUGAUCAAGCUUAUCCAGAAUUUGCAUCAGAGCCAAGAAACGUUAGGUUGGGGCUUUGUGCUGAUGGUUUCAAUCCAUUUGGCUUGGGUUCACGACCAUACUCAUGUUGGCCAGUGAUUGUUACUCCUUAUAAUCUUCCCCCUGGUAUGUAUAAGCGACGUGAGUACAUGUUCCUAACAAUCAUAAUACUUGGGCCAAGUAAUCCAAAGAGUAGAAUUGAUGUUUUCUUACAACCUCUUAUUGAUGAGUUGAAGAUACUUUGGCAAGAUGGUGUUCUAACUUAUGAUAUUUCUUCAAAACAAAAUUUCACUUUAAGAGCUGCCCUUCUAUGGACUAUAAAUGACUUUCCGGCUUAUGGCAUGUUAAGUAGCUGGCAGACAUCAGGGCUAUUAGGAUGUCCAAUUUGCAUGGGUUCUUCAAAAGCUUUUCAUUUAAAACAUGGCAGAAAAACUAGUUAUUUUGAUUGUCAUAGGCAAUUCUUGCCUGAGGAUCAUGCUUAUAGGAGGAACAAACAGAAUUUUCAAAAAAUGUUAUAG
Molecule: messenger RNA, 1446 nt
Organism: Prosopis cineraria
Lineage: Eukaryota; Viridiplantae; Streptophyta; Magnoliopsida; Fabales; Fabaceae
Exons: 1
Coding region: 1-1446 (481 amino acids)
Source: RefSeq, a predicted model, not a curated record